This is a messenger RNA of Penicillium diatomitis, 390 nucleotides long. RefSeq names its product TOM13-domain-containing protein. Gene Ontology annotation, biological process: protein insertion into mitochondrial outer membrane; mitochondrial outer membrane translocase complex assembly. Bases 1 to 390 code for a protein of 129 amino acids. Gene Ontology annotation, cellular component: mitochondrial outer membrane. The record is from RefSeq and is a predicted model, not a curated record. NCBI's taxonomy places the organism in Eukaryota, Fungi, Ascomycota, Eurotiomycetes, Eurotiales, Aspergillaceae. The transcript is spliced from 2 exons.
AUGUCCUCCGAUACCACCGGCUCGCGGGUCGAGCUAUACGACUCGGCCAUGACGGUCCCUUCCGACUCGGAAAACUACGAGUCCCCAUCGUCGCCUCCUUCCACAUCAGGAUCUCCAAUGAUUCUCUACAAGCCGCCCUCCGUUUGGGGUCUUCUUCGUGGCGCGGCGAUCAAUCUGUUCCUCCCGUUCGUGAACGGCCUCAUGCUGGGCUUCGGCGAGCUCUUCGCUCAUGAAGCGGCCUUCCGACUUGGAUGGUCCAACACUAAGAUUUUCCCAGCGUACCGCAGAGCACAUGCUGUAGGCCCUGGGGUGGAAGUUCGGGAACUUCCUUCAGAGCGCAGGCGGUACACGUCUGCCACGGGCCUGAACGAUACCACUUCUCUCGAAUAA